AUGGACAUUGUCAAAGAAGGCUGGAUCCGAAAACGUGGUAAAAUUAUAAGGAAUUGGAGGUUACGUUACUUCAUUUUAAAAGAUGAUGGUACUUGGCUUGGAUAUAAAAACAAACCUGAUGGCCAAACUGUCGGUGAUAUUCCACCUUCGAAUAAAUAUACUGUUAGGGAAUGUGUGAUAAGAUUUAACAAAGAAGUGAAGCAUUUCACGUUUGCUGUAGAAGGAUUACUGUGGCCAAGGGUUGUUGAAAGAAAAUUCAAUGUCAAUACAGAAAAAGAAAGAAAGGAUUGGAUUUCUGCUAUCAUGUAUGUAGCACGUAAAUUAGAUAACGAAAAUACUUAUACAGUACAACAACAACUACCUCAAAUGCCGACAGAGUCAGUCAAUACGAGAUUAAAUCCAUUCGAAGUUGCUUCUACUAGUAGGAAAUGUUUCGACGAACUAUCUAGUAGACUUGAAAAUACAUCAAUCAGUACAUCCACAAAACAAAAAAAAGUCACUAUAGACAAUUUCGAGUUAUUAGAAGUUCUUGGCCAAGGUGGAUACGGUACGGUUAUCUCGUGCAGAGAAAAAAGUACAAAAAAAUAUUACGCCUUAAAAACUAUUGAAAAACUAUUUAUUAUUCGCCAUAAAAAAGUGUCUCACACUUUAUCAGAAAAUCAAAUUUUAAAAACCAUAAGACAUCCGUUUAUAAUAUCUCUAAAAUAUAGCUUUCAAACGGUUGACAGACUUUAUUUUGUCAUGGACUACUUAAGUGGCGGUGACCUCCAUUUUCACGUGCAUCGUAUUGGGUUAUUCGACGAGAAUUGCGCAAAGUUUUAUGGAGCCGAAAUUACUCUGGCUGUAGGUCAUUUACAUUCAAAGGGUAUCAUUCACCGUGAUCUUAAGCUUAGCAAUAUAUUAUUAGACAAAGAUGGUCACAUAAAAAUUGUUGACUUUGGUCUUUGUAAGGAAGGUAUAACGUAUGGGAAAACGACAAAAACGUUCUGCGGUACUCCAGAGUACUUAGCACCAGAAGUUUUCGAAAACGAUGAGUACACACGAGCUGUAGAUUGGUGGAGUUUUGGAGUGGUCAUGUAUAGAAUGAUGUGUGGUAGGCUUCCAUUUUACGACGAUAAUCAGAAAAUACUUUCAGAGAUGAUACGGGAGAAAAAAGUUACAUAUCCCAAACACCUCAGUGUCGAAGCCGAGAAUUUAUUGAAAGAAUUACUGAUUAAGGAUCCAUGCAUCAGAUUGGGUGGUGGUCCAUUUGAUUCCGAUGAAGUAGUAUACCAUUCGUUCUUCGAUUCGAUAAACUGGUAUGACUUGUUUGACAAAAAGAUUCCACCUCCCUUCAAACCCCAGUUAACCUUGGAAACGGACACUCGUUACUUUGACAAGCGAUUCACUGAUAGAAGAGUCACACUUACGCCGACCGACCUUAGUUACCGUGAUCGGGAAUUGCUGAUCCGGGAAAAUAAACAUUUUACCGACUUUUCUUACGAAGAGAGUCAUUCCUCCUCGAUAUCUAGUAAUUACUAUCGCAAGUAA
Molecule: messenger RNA, 1530 nt
Organism: Copidosoma floridanum
Lineage: Eukaryota; Metazoa; Arthropoda; Insecta; Hymenoptera; Encyrtidae
Product: RAC serine/threonine-protein kinase-like
Source: RefSeq, a predicted model, not a curated record